Diabrotica virgifera virgifera (western corn rootworm) is the source of this 4121-nucleotide messenger RNA. RefSeq lists its product as uncharacterized. The transcript is spliced from 5 exons. The record is from RefSeq and is a predicted model, not a curated record. Gene Ontology annotation, biological process: multicellular organism development; proteasome-mediated ubiquitin-dependent protein catabolic process. Gene Ontology annotation, molecular function: ubiquitin protein ligase activity; zinc ion binding; ubiquitin conjugating enzyme binding. Gene Ontology annotation, cellular component: cytoplasm. The coding region runs from base 125 to 1795 and encodes 556 amino acids. Lineage: Eukaryota; Metazoa; Arthropoda; Insecta; Coleoptera; Chrysomelidae.
GCUUGCUGUCAAAAUGAACAAAGGACAGAAAAACAAAGUUGAUUGUGUUUUUGUUAAAAAUUUUUUAACACUUUUAAAAAGAUUACCGAUUACCGGCAUAUCAUAGGUAAGAAACCGAUAGACGAUGGCCGUAAUAAUUAAUGAAAUGGGGCAAGAAAAUAUAGACGAACCAUUUAAAAUAAUUGACAUUGAGCAAUUAGAGCAAAACAGUAUUUGCCAUAAUUGCCAUAAAUUAUUAAAUGUUAUACCUAUUUAUGGUCUUCAGCAAGAAGAUGAUACAAUACAUGAAGUAUGUGGCCGAUGUCUUCACAUAGCCGAGAAACACAAAGGGGUAAAAUGGAGGCAAAUCUCAUAUGAAAAGAUAGCACAACACAUGACUUUCCCCUGCUGUUAUAAAAUGGAGGGGUGCAAUUCGGUGCUAACUUGGGAUACAGUCUUAGAUCAUGAAGUAGGAUGCCCCAAAGCCUUUUUGGUCUGUCCGUUUAAUGACAAUGGUGUUUACAAGGGACUCAACUGCCUUUGGAAAGGAAACACUGCAGAGUUUCAGAAGCAUAUUGAAGAUGAACAUGGAGAAUUAAUAAUUAAUCCACCAUUUUUAGAAGAACUACCUAAACAAAACCAAAUCUACUUUAGUUAUGUAAAUAAGAUAUUAGUUAUGAUUGUUAUUUUAAAGGAAAGUGAUAAUAAGUAUUUCUCUUGUGUAUUCUUUAAUGGCAGUGAUGUUGAAACACAGUACUAUAAGUAUCAAGUAGAAUUAAUAGAUGAAAGUAAAACCAGUUCCAUUAUAUUGCGAAAAUAUAGACUUGAACCUUAUGGAAAUUUUUUGGCUAUCUUAGCUGAUAAGAAAAAGUUGCUGGAGAUAAAUUUGGAAGUAGUGAAGCCUAUGAUUAAUCAACAAGGAAAAAUAUUCUCAGCUAGAUUUGGCAUUACAAUGAAAAAUAAAAGAGAUGUAAACCAAAUUGCCAAGGACAAUAAUGUCACAAGCUGCAAGAUUCCUAAAAUGGCUCCAAGCAAUACAAAACACCGCGUUCCUGAUGAAAAUCUUCUUGCGGAAUUAGAAUGUCCUGUUUGCAAUGAAUAUAUGGUACCACCGAUUUACAUAUGUGGUAAUGGUCACAGUCUGUGUAACGAAUGUAUUGAAAAAGUUCAAUGCUGUCCCAAUUGUCGAACUUCCUUAGCCACUAAAACACGAAACUAUACAGUAGAGAAACUGACAACUAAAGUGAAUUAUCCGUGUAGACAUCGAGAUAUCGGCUGUGGUUUUUCAACAACAUCCGACAACAUUCGGGAACAUGAAAAGAACUGUGAUUUGGCAGAUACCGAUUGUAUUUUUAAGUGUGGCGAGAAAUUUACAAGAUCAAACCUUCUGAACCAUAUUAACACUGCACACAAAGAUGGCGUGAUACAGCUCAACGUUGUUAAUACUUUAAAUAUAUUACACAAGAAAGAGAUUACACUUGUUGUAUCAGCUUUUGGAGAGAUGUUUAGACUGAGUAUAAAAACAGUACAAUCCGCUGCAACGAGUCCAGAAUACAUUUUCAAAUUGAAUGUUCAGCACAUGGAAGACGUAAAUCCGCCUUCGGUAUAUCGUUACAGAUUCGACUUUAUUGACCAAAGCGACGAAGGUAGAAGUACCACCAUAAUGAGUACUACCCAACCGAUAUCUGAAAAACCACUGAAAUUAGCUCAUGUGACCGUACCGCACCACGUCAUCAAAGCAGCUACAAAAGAUAAUAAGCUGCAUUACAGAUUUAACGUGUAUAUUGCUAAACGGAAAAGAAUAUCAUCUGUGUAAUGUUGACUAGGCUGUUAGUAUUUUUUUAUUAUAAGCAUAGCAUACAGUAAAUGUUUUUAAUCUUGUUUGGUAUUUUCUUUGAGCAUAUACAGUGAGCGCGUAAAGGUUGGAAUAAAUUCAUUUUUUCAUGAAUGGGCGAUUUUGGAAAUAAAUCCCAAAACAGGUUGAUAUAUUAUCUUAUCUUAUUUUUUAAAUUAUGACUGUUUGGCAUAUACAGGGUGUUAGUAAAUAAGUAUGAAAAACUUUAAGGGGUAAUUCUACAUGAAAAAAUAAUGACAGUUUGCUUCAUAAACAUAUGUCCGCACAUGCUUUGUUUCCGAGAUACGCGGUGUUGAAAUUUUUUAUUUCAAGCUGCAAAUUUUUUUAUUACUCUAAGGCCGUUUGAGCUUUGGAAAUUAAAUUUGGUGGGUUUUAAGAGGUAGUUGUUGCGCAUCUUUUGAUGUACAAAUAACAAUUUUGUAUUCAUCAUUGGCGCGUACUGGUAAUGGUCUGAAUUUUUUUAAAGAAAGAAAUAUUACGCGGCUGAGAUAUUUUAAAUUAAAAAUUAUUUUUGUAUUCCACGUUUAAUUUAUGAAAAACAACCUUUCUCAUAUUCUUUUCAUAUGGUGCACCGUUUUUAUGGAAAAAAAAUGAAACAUCUUCGCGCGUAUUUUUCAUUUCAUAAUACAUUAUCAAGAACUCUCCAAUAUAAUAAUACCAAACUAGAACAAUAACAGAAAAUAUUUCUAAAAAGAUUUUAAAUUGUGCAAGGCUACAAAAAUUUUUUCAAAAUUACCUCCUUUAAAGGUGACAGAGUAAUUUUAUAUUCACCAUUGGCGCGCGUACGUGUAAUUGCCUGAAUUUUUAAAGAAAAAAAUAGUACGCCACUGAGAUAUGUCAAAUUAAAAAUCAUUUUUUAAUUCCUCAUUCAAUUUACGACUAAAAAUCGUUCCUGUCUUUUUUUCAUGAGGCGCCAUUUUUAUGCAUAAAAAUAAAACAUCUUAACGUUUACAAAGUAUUUGAAUAAAAAUUUCUAUUAUGUUAUCUACCUCGAAUAAUUUGUAAGCGUUAAGACGUUUUAUUUUUUUGUAUAAAAAUGGCACUCCAUAUGAAAAAUAGAUAAGAAUGAUUUUUUGUCGUAAAUUGAACGAGGAAUUCAAAAAUGAUUUUUAAUUUGACGUAUCUCAGUGGCGUACUAUUUUUUUUUAAUUCAGACCAUUACCUGUACGGGCGCCAAUGGUGAAUAUAAAAUUAUGCUGUCACCCGUAAAGGAGGUAAUUUUAAACAUUUGUUGUAGCUUUGCACCUAGUUAAAAUCUUUUUAGUAAUAUUUUCUGUUAUUGUUCUACUUUGGUCUUAUUAUAUUGGAGAGUUCUUGAAUGUAUUAAGAAAUGAAAAAUACGCGCGAAGAUGUUUUAUUUUUUCGCAUAAAAACGGUGCACUAUAUGAAAAAAAUACAAGAAAGGUUCUUUUUCAUUAAUUAAACGCGAAAUACAAAAAUUAUUUUUAUUUUGAAAUAUCUCAGUGGCGUACCAUUUUUUAUUUAAAAAAAUUCAGACCAUUACCCGUAGGCGCGCCAAUGAUGAAUACAAAAUUAUUAUUUGUUUGUCAAAAAAUGCGCAAUAACUACCUCUUAAAACCCACCAAAUGUAAUUUUCAUAUCUCAACCUGUCUUGAGCAAUAAAAAAAUUGGCAGUUUGAAAUAAAAAUUCUAACACCCUGUAUCUCGGAAACGAAGCAUUUGCGGACAUAUAUUUUAUAAAGCAAACUAUCAUUAUUUUUUCAUGUAGUCACCCCUUAAAGUUUUUCAUACUUAUUUACUAACACCCUGUAUACCAUACUAGUGAUGUCAUCUAUCUGGGAGUGAUUACGUAAUCGAUGCCUUUUUAAAGCGAGAAUAGGGGUCGUGUGCUAGCAUUAAAUUAAUUGACACAAAAAGAAGAACGAAUGUAAUUUAUUUAAUUCGAAAUACAUUUUACUGCUGUCGAAAAACAAAAAAUGUAAAAGCAUUGUUUAUUUGUAAAAUAAUUGUUUUUCUGUUUUCCGACAGCAAUAAAAUGUAUUUUGAAUUAAAUAAAUUACAUGCAUUAUUAUUCUUUUGUUCGCCCUUCACCACUAUGUGGUAAAAAGUUUGUUUGAAAAUAUAUAUUAUUCUUUUGUGUCAAUUAAUUUAAUUCAAUUUUUUUUGGACACCUUGUAUAAAUAAUGAUGUUUAUAUUACUAGAGAAUUGAAUACUCUUUUAAAUAAGCUAGCACACGACCACUAUUCUCAUUUAAAAAAUCAUCGAUUACUUUACCAUGCCCAGACGGAUGAUGUCACUCGCAUGUAUAUGCCAAAAAAUCAUAAU